AUGUCUAUUCUCCCCGUACCUUCUUCGCCCCGAGACAUUAGCCUUUCUUACACGUACUCUUGGGGAGAGACUUGCGCCGAGCCAGAACCUCAACCCGGCGAGACCCCGAGGGUUGCUCUACCAUCUAUUCGACAGGUCAUCCCGGAGCUACAGCUUAAAAUACGGAAAGAUGUUCCAACUAAGCCGUCGUCUUCUGUAUCCACGCCCCCCUGUGAUUCCUUCAACAGUGCAGUAAUGGGAACGCCGGAGUAUAUCCAUUCGCCGAAUCGGACAAGACAGGGCGCGUCCUCCGAAAGCGAGGAGGACCUCGAAGAUAAUUAUCGGAUGCCACGACGAUACGCUAGCACUCGCGGAGAAGUUUCCCAACAGCCAUCGCCUCCUUUGGGUCUUGGAGCAGCCCCAGAACCGUGGGCAAAUUCGCACCAGGGCAGUCCGCACGGCAGAAAUGGCACUCUUCCGCAGAUCCAAUCUCCUGUGAGGUUAGAAACGCGCGAACGGGCGGAACCUCGCCCUACCCUCCCGAGCCUACCGUUGUUAAACUUGGAACGCGAAAGAACUGAGCCAACGUGGAUUCCUGUCCGCUCGGGCGAUGAACACGUUCAGGAUGUGAGACGACCAAGUCUCCCCGGCGACCGUUACCGCGCCCUCGAACCAGGGCUUUCGGCAAGCAAUCCUUUUCACAUGUCCGAACUGGGACCCUCCCCGGCCAGAUACCAUCACGUUCCGCAACCGGGACCUACCACUUACCUGCCAGCAAACACCGGCUACGGCUAUCAGCAUCCCAGCCGCAUUCAGGCUCCCCCUGUCGGUACCCCACACCCCUACGAUAGGCCAGCCUUACCAUCGAGACCGUACGCGCAAGAUCAGUUUCAAGACGACUUCUUCCGCCUCGGCGAGUACGGCAUUGGGUUGCAGCGGAGCGAUGCGAGGCAACGGAGGCGCCGUGGGAAUCUACCCAAGGAAACUACGGACAGGCUCCGUACUUGGUUCUUCUCUCACCUUCAUCACCCGUACCCGACAGAGGACGAGAAGCAAGAAAUGAUGAGGCAGACAGGCCUGCAGAUGAAUCAGAUCUCGAACUGGUUUAUAAAUGCGAGGCGGCGACAACUGCCGGCUCUGAUCAAUAACGCUCGUGCUGAGUCCGACGCCAUGACCGGACGCAGCUCCGACGGCAAUCUCCUACCAUCGACAGAACGACUCGACUACGAUGCCGACGCUAAACCUCUGAGCGAGGGCGAGGGCGCCUCUCCCCACGAUUUCGGGAUCGAGGCCAUGAAACGACGCAGAGUUGCCAAAAUCAGCCGGGGUAGUAUUUAA
Molecule: messenger RNA, 1317 nt
Organism: Durotheca rogersii
Lineage: Eukaryota; Fungi; Ascomycota; Sordariomycetes; Xylariales; Xylariaceae
Exons: 3
Coding region: 1-1317 (438 amino acids)
Biological process (GO): regulation of DNA-templated transcription
Molecular function (GO): DNA binding
Source: RefSeq, a predicted model, not a curated record